AUGAAGGGUGAUGAAUCAGUGUGUCUGCAUUUAAUUCUCCUGCUCCUUCACCAGACCUCUGUCUCCAAGAAGUUCCAGGUUCUUGCUCCAGCUGAUCCUGUUGUUGCUGAUGUUGGUGAAGAUGUUGUUCUGCCCUGUUACCUUAAACCCAACAUCAGUGCUAAGGAUAUGGAGAUCAGGUGGUUCAGGCAUCAUUCCACUGAAGCCGUUGUGCAUCUCUAUAAUGGGCAAGAGAAUGGACAUGAGAAGCAAAUGGAAUUGUAUAAAGGAAGAACAGAGCUGUUUCCAGAGGGACUGAAGAAAGGCAAUGCUUCACUAAGGCUGAAAGGAGUACGUGGCUCUGAUGAUGGACACUAUAAAUGUUUAAUUCAGUCUGAGCUGUGGUAUGAUGAUACCUCUGUUUCACUGAGAAUAAGAGCUGUAGGAACCAAUCCAAUGGUCUCUAUAGAGGGAUACAAGGAAGGGGGGAUUGGCCUGCUGUGUGAAUCUAAAGGCUGGCAUCCUGAGCCUGAACUCACAUGGCUGGACAGUGAGGGAGAAAGUCUCCCAGCUGGACCAACAAAGGUGCUCAGAGACAGUAAGGACCUCUUCACUGUGAGACAAAAUGUCAUCAUUCAGGAGGGAGAUACCAACAGCUUCACAUGUCAAGUUCUACAGCAGCAGCUCAGACUGGAAAAGGAGACAGUGAUUCAGAUCCAUGGAUCAGGCUGUGUCAGGAUGGGCGCAGAAGUGAAGCGGCCUUUCAGGUUGCGAAAUGCUGCCUCGGCUGCCGGGGUCCAGGAGAAUGCCCUGUUGGUAGAUGUCAGGGCCGAAGGAGAUGGUGUCUCGGUGGAACUCGCUCUUCUCAGCCUUGACGUAGAGGUGAUUCUCCAGCAGGCGCUGGAGAACGCAACGGACAUGCCGGACGUGUUCGGACAGGGAGCGAGAAAAAAUGAGUAUGUCGUCGAGCGGGACACGGGGAAGAUGCAGGCGGGCCGCCAGGUCAGCGUUGAUGAAGCUCCCAUCGGCCCCCGAGUCAAUCAGGACGGAGACCGCGUGAGGCUGAUCCUCGACGAGCAAGUGGAUGUGAGUCUGGAUCCUGACACUGCAAACCAGUGGCUCAUCCUAUCUGAAGAUGGGAAACAAGUAAGAAUAGGAGACACAUGGCAGAAUCUCCCUGACACCCAAGAGAGGUUCACUUCUGUUCUAUGUGUCCUGGGAAAGGAGAGUGUUUCCUCAGGGAGAAUUUACUAUGAGGUACAGGUUGGGGACAACACCGGGUGGACUAUAGGAGUGGCCAAAGAGUCCAUCAACAGAAAAGAAUCAGAAGAAGUUGCAGUGAGCCCUGAGAAUGGUUACUGGACUGUGGGGCUGACAAAUGAAAUUGAGUACAGAGCUCUGACUGACUCCCCAGUUCCCCUCCCCCUGACACUGAAGCCCCAGUGUAUAGGGGUAUAUGUGGAUUAUGAAGGGGGUCAGGUCUCCUUCUACAGUGUGCAGCCCAGGUCUCAUAUCUUCUCCUUCAUUGGUUACACAUUCACUGACAAACUGUACCCCCUCUUCAUCCUUGGUGGUAAUAAUGGUGCAAACUCAGACCCUCUAAUAAUCUCUCUUGUCAGUGACACAGCCUGA
Megalops cyprinoides (Indo-Pacific tarpon) is the source of this 1611-nucleotide messenger RNA. RefSeq names its product butyrophilin subfamily 1 member A1-like. The transcript has 7 exons. The record is from RefSeq and is a predicted model, not a curated record. Gene Ontology annotation, molecular function: protein binding. NCBI's taxonomy places the organism in Eukaryota, Metazoa, Chordata, Actinopteri, Elopiformes, Megalopidae. Bases 1 to 1611 code for a protein of 536 amino acids.